CAGAAAAAAAAUAGGAUAUGGUUAGUUGAACAACAUAAUAGUUUUCGUUCUUCCAAACAGCUUAUCUGAAACUACUCUAAAUAUAGAACUUCCUGGAAGUUCAUUCAAGCAUAAUAUCUGAAAGAAAGGCACGCUUUUGUGUCUGCAUUGCUGAACUACAGAAUUUGAAAAUGGAGAAAAAGAUAACCUUGGAAAUAAGAGGAAUGACUUGUAACUCUUGUGUAAAAACUAUUCAAGAUAAAAUCAGUAUAGCAAAUGGAGUAAAGAGCAUUGUGGUGACUUUAGAAACAAAUUCAGCUGAAAUUGAAUUCAAUAGUGAUAUAGUUUCAGAUAUGCAAUUGGCUGAACAAAUUGAAGAUAUGGGAUUUGAAGUUCCCAUUCUUUCAAAACCAAACUUCAUCAAAAGUACUUUCAUAGUAAAAGGAAUGACAUGCAACACUUGCGUUCGUAAAAUUGAGUCAAAUGUCUUAAGCUAUUCUGCUGUGAAAAGUAUUCGUGUUUCUUUUGAUGAAAGACUUGCAAGAAUUGUUUAUGAUUCUAAAAAUAUUAGUGAAAGUGAAUUAUGUAAAAUAAUUUCCGAACUAGGAUUUGUGUGUGAACCUGUCCCGUUAAAUGUAGAUCCUGAAUCAUUUGCCAAAAUCACUGUGAUAGGAAUGACAUGUCAUUCAUGUGUAAAUAACAUUGAAGAUUUUGUUGGUAAAAAGCCAGGAGUGAAUAAAAUUUCAGUAUCGUUGUCUGAUAAAAUGGCCUCCAUAUGGUAUGAUCCGAAUAUCAUUAAAUCAAAUGAGCUUAGAGAUGUUAUUGAUGAUAUGGGCUUUGAAGCUUCCAUUCUGGAGGUGGCUGAUCUUACAGACAAACUGAAGUGUGUGGCCUUGCAUAUUCAGUCAUUUGGGUCAACAGUGUGGUCUUCUGAAGACGAAGAUCAAUUGUUUUUCUCCAAAGGUGUGAUCAGUAUUAAAACAGUGAGUUCUGAAAGUGUCCUCGUGUAUUAUAUGCCUAGCGUCACUUGUAUGAAUGAUAUUAUGAAUUUCAUUCAGUCAAUGGGUUUUAUGUGUAAUGAAACAGUAAGAGAUUCUUCAAAAGAUCUCUCAUUUUCGGAUGUUCCAGAUGCAUCAACUAAUGUUAUCAAGAACGGAUUUACCGAUUUAAGUAAAAAAACAGUAUAUUUAGAUGUUGAAGAUAACUUGGAAAAAUGUUUUAUUCGAGUAACUGGUAUGACUUGUGCUUCGUGUGUAGCUGCUAUUGAAAGGAAUGUCAUGAAAAUUGAAGGAGUUCAUAGAGUAUUGGUGGCAUUAAUGGCUCAAAAAGCUGAAAUUAAAUAUGAUCCAGCAUAUAUUUUGCCUUCCCAGCUUGCUUCUGUAGUUACAGAGCUUGGAUAUCCCAGUACAGUUUUAGAUGAUGUAUCUACAGAAUUUGGCGAUGUUAAUUUGCAUAUUGGUGGUAUGACUUGCAGUUCAUGUGUACAUAAAAUAGAAUCUACAAUUGGCAAAUUACCUGGUGUUGUAUCUGCAUCUGUUGCUUUGGCUACUCAACAAGGUCAUUUCAAGUUUGAUUCAGAAGUAACUGGGCCAAGAACAAUUAUUCAUACUAUAAAGAGUAUGGGAUUUGAUGCUUAUCCAUUGUCAGAUCGCACUCGUGAUGCCAGUUAUCUCUUACAGAAAGAAGAAGUUAGAAAAUGGAGAAAUUCCUUUUAUCUUUCACUCAUGUUUGGUUUGCCGUCCAUGAUUGUAAUGAUGUAUUAUAUGUUUAUGAAAAUGCACAAUAUGGAAAAAAAGUGGUGUUGUGUUGUUCCUGGUCUUUCAGCUCAAAAUUUGUAUUUGUUUUUGCUUGCAACUCCUGUUCAAUUUUAUGGUGGAAGAUACUUUUAUGUCCAAGCUUACAAAGCACUUAAACAUCGAAUGGCUAACAUGGAUGUUUUAAUUAUGUUGGCUACAACAAUAGCUUAUUUUUAUAGUGUUGGUGCACUUUUAUAUUUUAUGGCAGUUGAAUCUGAUCAUAGCCCUAAAACAUUCUUUGAAACACCUCCCAUGCUUUUAAUCUUCAUUUCACUUGGAAGAUGGCUUGAGCACAUUGCUAAGGGAAAAACAUCAGAAGCUUUAGCCAAACUUCUGUCUCUUCAAGCUACUGAAGCCACACUAGUAGAAAUUGAUGAUGAUGGUCAAAUACUGAAUGAAAAGCAAAUAGAUGUUGAACUUGUUCAACGAGGAGACAUAUUAAAGGUUGUCCCUGGAGCUAAAAUCCCUGUUGAUGGUAGAGUAGCAUUUGGAAAUUCCAUGGCUGAUGAAUCUCUUAUUACUGGAGAGUCUUUACCAGUCCCAAAACGUCCCAACUCACAAGUGAUUGGUGGUUCUGUUAAUCAGAAUGGAGUACUACUUAUUGUUGCAACCCAUAUUGGAAAAGACACCACUCUUGCUCAAAUUGUGAAACUGGUGGAAGAAGCACAGACAUCUAAGGCACCUAUUCAGCAGUUAGCAGAUAAAAUAGCUGGCUAUUUUGUACCGGUUGUUGUUGCUGUCUCUGUCAUCACGUUGGUUGGAUGGAUUGUUGCUGGUUAUAUUUCUGUUGAUCAUAUAAAAAUGUAUCAUAAACACCAUAAAGAAGAUGCAACAGAUUCAGAAAUAACUUUUCAAUUUGCUUUUCAAUGUGCUCUCACUGUUCUUGCAAUCGCUUGUCCAUGUUCAUUAGGAUUAGCUACUCCCACAGCUGUUAUGGUUGGAACUGGUGUUGGUGCUGCUAAUGGAAUUCUCAUCAAAGGGGCUGAAGCUCUAGAACUAGCCCACAAGGUGAAAUGUGUUCUGUUUGACAAAACUGGCACUAUUACUCAAGGUGUACCAACCAUGACAAGGGUUUGUGUUUUUGUUGAAAAAAAUGUUUUUUCAUUAGCAAAGAUAUUAGCUGUUGCUGGAACUGCUGAAGCAAACAGUGAACAUCCCAUAGCGGCAGCUAUCACAGCAUUUGUCAAAAAAGCUUUAAAAACAGAGUCGUUUGGAAAAUGUGAAGAUUUUGCUGCAGUUCCUGGUUGUGGCCUUAGAUGUAAAGUUUCUAACAUUCAACAUAUGCUGACUGAAGAACCAAAUGUAGAAUGUUACACUAGUGCAGUUAAAAGCAGCAUUGGAAAUUUGAAUAUUGAAAACGACAUAUCUAAUGUUUUGAUUGAUAGGAACAAGAUAGAUUCUCCAAAUUUUAAUGCAUCUAAUCUUGCUGCUGAUUUAAUAGGAAAUUUGAAUGAGCCAGGCUCACCAUCAAGUAAUAGAAAUCAAGUUUUUAAUGUGUUAGUUGGUAAUAGAGAAUGGAUGCUCCGAAAUGGUUUACAAGUUCCUGAAACUGUUGAUUCCAUCAUGAAAGAUCAUGAAGAAAAAGGUCAUACAGCUGUUUUAUGUGCAAUUGAUGGGACUUUGGUCUGCAUGAUGGCUGUUGCAGAUCCUAUCAAACCUGAAGCGCAUUUGGCUGUUUAUACUUUGAAGAAGAUGGGAUUAGAUGUGAUAUUGUUGACAGGGGAUAAUAAAAAGACUGCAGCUGCAAUUGCAAGACAGGUUGGAAUUUCAAGAGUUUUUGCAGAAGUCUUGCCCUCUCAUAAAGUGAUGAAGAUUCAACAGUUGCAAGAACGAGGGCUGAAAGUGGCUAUGGUUGGCGAUGGUGUAAAUGAUUCUCCUGCAUUGGCAAAAGCUGAUGUUGGAAUUGCUAUUGCAAAUGGAACUGAUGUAGCAGUGGAGGCCGCAGAUGUAGUGCUUAUUCGAAAUGAUCUAUUGGACGUAGUUGGUGCUAUUGACCUUUCCAAUCGCACUGUGAGAAGAAUAAGGUGCAACUUCUUGUUUGCCAGCAUGUACAAUUUAAUAGGGAUUCCUGUUGCAGCAGGUGUUUUCAGACCAUGGCAUUUUGUUUUAAAACCAUGGAUGGGUUCAGCUGCAAUGGCACUUUCUUCUGUUUCUGUUGUGUGCUCUUCUUUAUUGCUUAAAUUGUAUCACAAGCCUACUAAGGAAAAGCUAACCACAUUAGCCUAUUUAGAAGUUCUUGAGAAAACAAGGCUCCAUAACACUGCAAAUGGUGACGAUAUUUCUUUGCACAGAGGUUUGGAUGACAUGAUUUACCCUGAACCAAAAGGGUCAAUCAAAAGUAAUAACCUUAGUCUUAUUAUGGACUUUGUUACUGGAAAUAAAGUGAAAGAAAACAAACUUUUGAGUCCUGACAGCCAAGAAAUGGAAGUAUUCAUUAGCAAAGAACACAUUUAAUUUUCUUCUUUAAAAAAUAAAAAAAGAAAAAAAAAAGAGCUUAAUGUAAUCAUCAACAUGUUAUCCCUUUCCCUUGUAUGUAAAAAAAAAAAAAACUGCUUACCUAAAGCAGAAUGCUUCACACUUUUAAAAUAUUUAAUAGAUUAAAAAAUAACUUUUUCGUCUUCUUUUACAAUUAACAAUGUAUGUUAAAACUUUCUAGUUAAAAUGCAAAUUGUUUUGAAUAAGAAUGUAUUCUCAUUUCUGUCAUUUUUAAUUCUUGUAUCAUAUGAAUUCAUUUGUGGUGUACGUACGAACAAAAGAAGAAAUUAAUGUUCAAGAUCUGCUUUGUUUUUAGUCUGUGAAGUGAUUUAUGUUUUUGUUUGGUAAAAACUUUUUAUGUUUUAUAUUUACCUAAAAAUCAUUUUCAAAAUGAAUUAAAAACAUUAUUAUUGACCUAUUUUGACAAACACAUAGGACUGUUAUGUGGAUCUAAUAAUUUUUAAAUCAUGUACAUCUUUUUUUUUAAACAUAUUUUUUUCAUAAUAGUGAAUAAGUAUAGAAUGAUCUCAUAAUUUUAUAAGAAAUGAUUAUUUAUUUGAGAUUAUUUAAAUCUUUUUCAUCUCUGGCACUUAUUUUUUUUAAAAAGAGCAGUCUCACAUGUUCUAACAUCAAAAUCUAAUUUAGAAGGAAAAUGUUGUGAUAUUUAAUAACAAAGAAAGAUUAUUUUUGAUAAGAAUUUUGAGCAUUGAUAAUACAGUAGAGCCCUGAUUAUCUAAACUUGUCAGACAAAACAAAAGUUUUUCUAACUAGACAAGUAACUUAGAGAUGUUCUUGAUUGUACUAAAAUGGUUAAAAUCUAUUUCUUUAUUCAUCAUAGUUGUUUUAACACAGCAAAUGUGUGUGUGUUUUAAUCAAAUUUAGUAGUCCAGGGUUCAUACUUAAUUUUCGAAGUUAAUACCUACAUAGAAAAAUGCAUAACAAGCUUGAGUUAGAAAUUUUAUUGAAAAAAUCUAAAAUACUAAUACAGUGAAACCUGUGUAAGUUGACCACUUGUGGUGCAGUACUUUGGUGAUCAACUUGUAAAGGUUGGUAAUGUUUUUUUCAAAUUUUUUGUCAUUUCUUGCACCAUUUUUUUUUUUUUUUUUUUUUUGAGGAAUUCACCCUUACUCUUUCUGUUCAAUUCCACUUUCAUUGUUUAACAUUAUUGAAAGUGAAACAAUAAUUAAAAAUACUAUUCAAAUACUUUAGUUAUUUUUCCCCUUGUUUUUAACUAGAUUAGACACUGUAGUUUUAGAAAUUCUAUAUACACCAGCUAAUUUUCUCUGGCUUUCUCCAUUUUCAAUUACUUUUAAUAUUUCAUACUUUUUAUUAAUCUCAAGUCCCACUAACUUUCUUUUUGAAGCCUUUUUAUGCAAAACUUAUAAUACAAAAAGCUCGACUCUCCCAGUUCAUAAAGGCAAAAUUUAAAUGUCCUAUUAUCUCUUAAUCCCUUGCACCAGAAGCAUGUAACUUUACUCAUUAUUAGCAGGCCCAGAUCAGCGUUCCCACAGUGCGAGGGGCUCGCCUCCUUAAAGGGGCUAACGGCCCUAGAAGUUGAAGAAAAAACAGAAAAAAAAACUAGCACUAAGAUUUAUUCUCUUAGACGCUGCUGGCCGCUAGGGAGGGGCCCUACAUAUUUUGUUGCAGGGGGGCCCAAAAUGUAUAGAUCUGGACCUGCUCUUUUUAGCAGAAUUCCUAUGUUGCCACAACAUAUAGAAACUGGAAAAAAAGACUUUGCACUUUUCUACUGACACUUAUUUUCAUUGAACAGAGUACAAAAAGCUAUCUCAAAUAGAACUACAAAUGAAAAACAAGUUUGGAGAAUAAAGAGCAGCAUAACUUUAUGCUGCUGUUUAAUUAGUAAAAUGGUAGUAUGUCAUCAAAGCAUUAAAAACAUUCUUUGAAAGCUAUCAAAAAAAAAAAAAAAUAUUAUUAUAUAUAAUAAAUAAAUAAUAAAAUAAAAUAAUAUGCUGAAGGCAGUUUAAAAAAAUAAACCAAGUGGUCAACUUACAAAGGGCUUUUUACAAUACUCCAGACCAAAUUUGGCGUACAUUAGUGGUCAAGAUAGAGAGGUGGUCAAGUUAGAGGUUUUCCUUCAUUAUAUGAGAUAGGGCUAAUUCCGUUCCUGACAAAAGCGGUCAACAUAGACAGGUGGUCAACUUUACAGGUUUUACUGUACUACAUAAAUUAAAAAUACAAAGAUCAAGCUUUUCAUCAUUUAAAAAAAAUUAUCAGCUCAAUGACUAUCAUUAAUUCAGGUAAUUAAAAAAAAAACAUGCUUGUUAUUCCCUCCCUUUCAAUGCAAACUAUGCCUAGCAGAAGGUACUUGUGAUAUGCUCCAAAAUCAUUAACCUUAUAUAUACAAAAUAUAUUUUAUCUUCUAAGUAGAUAAGUUUUGUAGAUCAAAAAAUAUUAAUAAGAGAAGUAAUUUAUUGCAAAAAAUGUGUUAAAUUAUAAACUGCUUUCCAAUUUAUCAAUAUAACUACAUUUAUUCUACAACUGGAAAGACUAAAGAACAGUAAGUUCAAAAGUGUAGAGAUUUUAAAAAUAAAUGUCAAUGUAUUCAGUCUACCAAACCCACUCUGAUAUCAGAAUGUAAGUUGAAGUGAAAAUCUUGCUACAUAUAGACUUUGAACGAUCCUCAAAUCUCAUCAACUAUGUAGUAAAAUAUUGCAUUGAGCAAUGCGAAGGGAUAGUCGGCAAAAGUUCUCAAGUAUCAAAACAUUAAGUUUUUUUUUUUUUUUUUAAUGUGAGGCCCAAGAUUCAACAGCAAAUUUGGAGUAUCCCGCAAAAGUUAGGAGUGUUGGAAGGUUUGGGUUUUGAUUUCAAAAAUUUGGCCAGUUCUUUCUUAUUUUUAAUAAAUAAGAUUUGUUAGAAUUUGCAUUAAUACGUUUAUGCAUUUUACACUCACCCUGCAGUUUUCUGACGAAAAAAUCACACUUAGUUUUUCCGAAGAUAAAAAAUAAGCACUUAAAGAACACUAUAAACCUUGUAGUUAAUAGCAAGAUUCUUAAAACAGUUUUUUACGCACAAUUUCUCUUCACAUUCUAUCUGGACCAAGACUGGCAGCUGUUAGUGCAGACAUUACAAUUUUAAUAAUGUCUUGGUCUUUUCUAUCUGUUACUCACAAUCCAAACUGGAUGGAGAAAUAGUUAUUCCUAAACCGGGAAAGAGUGGAUAAUUAGACAGUCAAGUCAUUUGUUUUGAUAAUCACCACUCUACUGUGAUUUAUGUAGAUGCAAUACCAUAGGUAGCUAGCUGACUGGUAUUGACAAAGGAAAAUGCAUCUAGCUGUAUUCCACUGACUGGUUUAAUGUUUUUUAAGCUGAAUUCAAAAGCUUAAAUGAACGCCUGAAAUACAUUUUAGAUGAUUUUAAAUAAACAAAUAAAAACCUAAUAACUGGUUGACAUUAAUGCAACUUACAUGUCAAUCAGUUACUAAGUUUAACUUUUUUUACUCUUUAAAUCACCUAAAAUGUAUUUUGGGAAAUCAAUUAUAACUAUUAAAUUUAGCUUUAAAAACAAUAAACCAAGAGUAAUGAUCUUUUUUAAAUGUACAUUCUGUGUUGAAUGUUACGAAAUACUUUUUACUUUGAAUGCAAUUGAGUUAAAAGUGAAAUCUUUCAAAUUCAUACCUCCACCUUUAAUCAAAAUUCGUAAUAUGUUUCUAACAUAAGUUAAAAUGCAAUGUAUAGGUAUUAGGUAGAUAGUAAUUCCCAUUUUACAGCCAAAAACUCUAACAUUUAAUUGUUAAAUUCAAUAUAAAAUCCCUUAUUCCAUUUUUUAUGUACUUAUACAGAGAUAUGUGUCGAGUUUAAUAUUCAUGUUUUUGCUGUUUUUUUUUACGUCACCUGCACAGGAAAAGUACUUCAAACCUGGUUUUGUUAAAUUAAUAUUAUUUGUAUAUUGAAAUGUUUUAUGUAUAGUUGUUGGUUAACUAUAAAUUUUAUUGAUAUAAUUUUAAUUUCUUUCAGGCUUUGAGAACAGCAUAAAAGAUGAAAUUUAGGUACCCCUCCCCCCUCCCCCAAAGAAAAUAAACUGCCAUAUUUUAUUCAUAAAGUUCUUUAAAUCAAAAAUAAAGUUUAUGCUACUGAACGUUGUUUUAUCUUCCUUAUUGUUAUCAUUAAAAAAGCAACGAUGGUUAAGAUAUUUUUGAGUCUCGAAUGGUACUAGCUAUUGCAUAUGCAAAACAUGCUCGUUAUUAAUUAAAUUUGACAAAAAGUAAAGUCAAUGAAUAAUAUCAUAAAUGAGCUAGUAGACCAAAAUCUGCUUGGGGGGAACCGUUUUUAUUUUAACAUAUGAAAAUUUAUCAAAUGCACAAAGCCUGAGAGAAAUUAUAGUGAUUUAAGCAUGUGAAUAAUGUUUUAUACAUAUAGCAUGACAAAAUAUACCAAGUUUUAAAUGAAAAAAAGUAUAUUUGAUGUAAAUAUAAUUUUGUCAGAAAUAUAUCUUUACUUUUCUUUAGAUUUUAAUAAAACCACUCUCUAAAUUAUCAGUAGAGAGAAAGAUACGAA
This is a messenger RNA of Uloborus diversus, 8764 nucleotides long. It is a transcript of the gene ATP7, whose product is annotated as copper-transporting ATPase 1-like. Gene Ontology annotation, cellular component: membrane. NCBI's taxonomy places the organism in Eukaryota, Metazoa, Arthropoda, Arachnida, Araneae, Uloboridae. The record is from RefSeq and is a predicted model, not a curated record. Bases 171 to 4229 code for a protein of 1352 amino acids. Gene Ontology annotation, biological process: monoatomic cation transport; copper ion homeostasis. The transcript is spliced from 21 exons. Gene Ontology annotation, molecular function: P-type divalent copper transporter activity; copper ion binding; ATP hydrolysis activity.